AUGGUCAUGGGAAUUUUUACGCCGAGUCCAGCGACGGUUGGAAGUAACUCGGCUGGACUGACCAACUCGGCGGACUCGGCGAAUGCGAUGAUCACGGACGCGACGGCGGACGAGGCGCGCACCGUCCAGUUCGAUGAGGAGGAUGCCCAAGACCAAGAAAGUGAGGAAGAUGUUGUGGAUGAGUAUGAGGAGAAAGCCGAGCUACUCGGCGAAGUCGACGAGUUGUCGCUGCAAGGCGGACGAAUGGGUACCCCACGUCCAGUUGUGCGCAACCUGGCGGCCGAGCUCGGCAAUGAUACGGACGACGAAGAUCAAGCCGCCGCUCAAGGGGAACGUCCGCCCCUGAUCCCGCGAGCGACGAGGAAUGCGGAUACACCAAUGGCGAUGGCUCAGGCGAGAUGGCCGGUGCUAGGGCCCGAGCUGACUCAGCCGGUGAACAGCACCGACAUCAACCAACUGGUCGAAGACACGGUGCUGCUACUCAAGGCGAUGGGGUUCCGGUGCACGAGCCGACCCAACAGCCUGCUACUCGGCGAUUGGGACCCCAGCCGAGCUUCACGCGAAAUCCUCAAGUGGAAGCGUCGGUUGAGAGUCUCGUUUGGUCUCGAGCGGGGGGCCGUCGGAACUCGGCAGACUAUUGCGAAACGAGUGGCUGAUACUCCGAAGACCGUCGAAGACCCCAGCAGGAUUCCCCUGCCGAAGACUCCCGAACGCAAGAGAGCCGAGGUGUUCCGCUCUACUGAGGAUACGCCGUAUUUCGAAGAUUCGCAUAUGAAGACGCCAACGCGUGGCAAGCAGCCAAACGCAGCCGAGCUCAGCGACAGCGACGAUGGGCGCGAGUACCUGAACCCGGCUGAAGAGUCGGUGAAGGACGUCAUCAAGCACCUUAGCUUCGAUGACGCUGAAAGUGAUCGGACGCAAUACUUGGAGUUUGACCAGUCGGCACGAGCUCGCUAUUACUCGGCUCAGCGCAAAGACAACGAGCUGCCGCAACAGCUCACCGACAUCAAGAAGGUCGAGAAGAUCAUCAACCAGAAGAUCCUGGGGGAGCGCCGGAAGAAACAGCGCGACCGUCUCAUCGGAAGCCGCAGCCGAGAUGCCAAGCGCACCGAUUCGCCAAGGCACUCGGAAGCUCGGCGGAGUGAGCCGCGUCGAGAUGACCGCCGAGACGACCGCCGGGAACGACGCAGAGAUGACCGCCGGGAUGACCGGCGAAGCCGACGCGACGCUGGUCGAGACCGCCGACUAGCGACAGCGCUGCUGGAGGACGACCCGUGUGAGCUGGCUGAGAGACGCCAAUCCAAUCGGCGAUCCAACCUCUACGACUCGGACAGCGAUCAGAGCGACGGCAGCCAGCCGAGCUACUCCGACUCGGCUGUAGACUCGGAAGACGAUUACAUCGACACCGGGUUCACCAGCGAUCGCGACCGUAGAUCGGGGGACCGAGGGAACUCAGAUGGGACACCAAGGAGUGAUCACCGAAGGGGUCAGCCGAGCUCGGCUGACCGCGCCAGUCGAGGAUACGAUCGGCGUGACCAGACUGGGCGCUGA
Messenger RNA from Phytophthora sojae, 1551 nucleotides. RefSeq lists its product as hypothetical. The transcript has 5 exons. Lineage: Eukaryota; Oomycota; Peronosporomycetes; Peronosporales; Peronosporaceae. The record is from RefSeq and is a predicted model, not a curated record. The coding region runs from base 1 to 1551 and encodes 516 amino acids.